Prosopis cineraria is the source of this 528-nucleotide messenger RNA. Its product is annotated as acidic leucine-rich nuclear phosphoprotein 32-related protein-like. NCBI's taxonomy places the organism in Eukaryota, Viridiplantae, Streptophyta, Magnoliopsida, Fabales, Fabaceae. Bases 1 to 528 code for a protein of 175 amino acids. The transcript is spliced from 4 exons. The record is from RefSeq and is a predicted model, not a curated record.
AUGAAUGUGCAAGCCAUGAAUGAUGAUGUCAGUCUUAUGUUGAAUUUUGAUACAAGGUUUUCUAGCGAUGUGAAUGAUGGCUCCUCAACCAUUAAUUCUUUUGUGGGAACUAACAAGGAGGUUUAUCUUGAGCUUGAUGUUCAUAAUGGUUUUUCAGAUAACAACAAUGAUCAUGACGACACUGUUAACUCUGUUAAUAAGGAAAAUCAUGAUGACAAUGUAAUAGACGCUGUCGAGCAUGGUGACAAUGAACAAUAUCUUCACAAUUGUUAUGCUGGGAUAAGAAAUGAUAAUGGGAAAGAGAAUAAGCUUGUAGAUGAGGAGGAAAAGGGCAAUGAUAACUCUAUUUCCUAUAAGAGCAUUGAAUAUGCUAAUGAAGUUAGUGAAGGUGAGAGUGAAUAUAAUAGUAAAGAUGGUAGUGAAGGUGAGAGUGAAUAUAGUGACUACUAUGACCUUGUAGAGGAAGAUAAAGGUGUCAACGAUGGUGAUGAGGAUUACGAAGAGGAAGAUGAAGGUAGUGGACCAUAG